CUAUCAGGUCUGAGCUUGGAACUUUCAGUGUCUACUCAAUCUUUGUACUCGAUGGAAAUAGAACGGCUUGACCCUGUAUACGUCAACGAACGGCUCUCGCAGCCUCCUUUUGUCACCAUACCUGGAGUUGUCAAUGUACGAGACUUGGGUGGAUACUCUAGCACGAUCCAUGCGGGCAUGAGGACCCGGUCACGCCUUGUGUUUCGGUCUGCGGAGCUGUCCUCUGUCACGGAAGAGGGAAAGCUCAAGCUAAAGGAGCUAGGAGUAACGACCGUCUUCGACUUGCGGUCAGACACCGAGAUCGAGAGAUACGAAUCACCCAUUCCCGAGGUUCCUGGCGUGCAGAUCUUGCGGGUACCCGUCUUUAAGACAGAGGACUACAGUCCUGAGAUGAUGGCCAAACGAUUUGCCCUCUACGCAAGUGGCAAGACGGAAGCUUUCAUGGAAUUGUACUCGCAAAUCCUCGAUCAUGGGGGACUUGCGUUUGGAGCAAUUCUCCGGCAUGUCAAAGAUAGGCCAAACGAGGGUUGCGUAUUUCACUGCACAGCCGGCAAGGAUCGUACAGGUAUCCUAGCUGCUCUCAUAUUGAAGCUAGCUGGCGUGGCGGAUGAGCUAAUUGCAGAAGACUACUCCCUGACAAGGGUUGGUCGCGAACCUGCACGCCAAAUGGUCAUGGCACGACUAGCCCAAGUCCCUCUGUUUGCUUCGAACACGGAGGCUGCUCUGAACAUGUUCACCUGUCGUGCAGAAACCAUGAUAGCUUUUCUGCAAUUAUUGCAAGACCAGUAUGAAGGAGUCGAACGAUACCUUGAACGAUACGCUCAGCUCUCGCCUGAUGACAUACAAGAAAUCCGCCGGAAUCUCCUAGAACUGCAAUCAUAGCAGUUCCUGGCAUUGUAGUCAGUGUCACGGCAACCUGUCUCCGAAAUACACAACGCGUCGUUUCUCACUCGUCGUGACAUUACUCUACUGUAUCAAUCUUGUAAUACAAAUCCUCAUUGAAUCAUGCAAUAAUAUACCGACAUGCAGGCGAGUCUAACGAGUC
Postia placenta MAD-698-R-SB12 is the source of this 1045-nucleotide messenger RNA. RefSeq lists its product as hypothetical. Gene Ontology annotation, biological process: dephosphorylation. NCBI's taxonomy places the organism in Eukaryota, Fungi, Basidiomycota, Agaricomycetes, Polyporales, Adustoporiaceae. The transcript is spliced from 7 exons. The record is from RefSeq and is a predicted model, not a curated record. Gene Ontology annotation, molecular function: phosphoprotein phosphatase activity. Bases 52 to 882 code for a protein of 276 amino acids.